AGGAAUUUUUUCCACCACCCCCCCUCUCAGUGUGUCCUGCCCUCACUGUGACAGAAGCCGAGGAAAUGUCCGAGGCAGCGCAGCAGCUGGCGGGCAGCACCGCCACGGGUGACAACAAGCCCUUCGCAGCCCAGUUGUCCAACGUCUACCUCAGCAUCUUGGCGCUGUUCUGCUUCAAGCUCUUCGUCAAGAUUUCCCUCAACCUGCUCACCUACUUCUACAUCAUCCGCGGGAACCGCAAGGAGGCGGCCCGGAUAUCCGCCGAGUUUUACGACUACAACCAGCAACGCGGAUCCUGGACGGACCGCUCACCACUUCACGAUGCCGCCAGUCAGGGUCGCCUCCUCGCUCUCAGGACCCUCAUUGCGCAGGGUCACAACGUUAACAGCGUGACCAUCGACCAUGUCACCCCUCUCCAUGAAGCCUGCCUUGGAGACCACGCACCCUGCGCCAGAGCCCUGGUCGACGCCGGCGCCGACGUCAACGCCUUGACGGUCGAUGGCGCCACACCGCUGUUGAACGCCUGCGUGGUGGGCAGUGCGGCGUGCACUGAAGUCCUGCUGGAAAACGGCGCCAGGGCUCAGAGCCUCGCCCACCAGCCAUCACCCAUCCACGAAGCCACUCGCAGAGGUCAUUGUGCUUGCGUAGACGUUCUGCUGACGUGGGGUGUGGAUGUAGACAUGGACACCUCUCACUUGGGCACGCCGCUCUACACCGCUUGCAUCUGCCAGGAGCUGGAAUGUGCCAGGAAGCUUCUCAGGGAAGGCGCUAAUGUUCAAAAAGGCAAAUCCCUGGACUCGCCUUUGCAUGCAGCGGCAGAGAAAGACUGCACUGCAAUUGUAAAGUUGCUGCUUGACUUUGGUGCCGACAUCAAUGCCCGGGACGGUGAGUGUCGACGACCAGUGGAUGUGGCCCCGCCCAGCAGCUUCACGGAAGGCCUCCUGCUCCUCUACGAAGCCAUGCCUCGAAUGCUGACUCAGCUGUGCCGCCAGUGCAUUAGGACGUGCAUCGGCCGGGACAGACUGCACCUCCUCUGUCAUCUGCCCCUGCCGGGUCGAAUCAGGAACUUCCUACAAUACCAGUGAUAAUGGCAAAAAUGACUUUUUAAUAGGUUGUAUGCAAAUAAUUGAGUCUCUGAAGUGCCUACCCACCCAAGUAAACCUUUUGCGAGCUGCCUGUUUCGCAACAAAAAAAACUGGGAGUGACCCAGUACCAUAUGCAACCUACAUUACAUUAUGAUGACUGGUGAUGAAUAGCCUUUGUAAAAAUUUCACAAAAUGCACUUUGAAAAAUGUUAUUGUACGCUAUUACGUUUAUUUCUGCUUUGUGGACUGUUGAAAACUCAAUAAAACACUUUAUUUUAUAGAC
Syngnathus acus (greater pipefish) is the source of this 1368-nucleotide messenger RNA. RefSeq names its product ankyrin repeat and SOCS box containing 5a (gene asb5a). The transcript has 7 exons. Bases 66 to 1085 code for a protein of 339 amino acids. The record is from RefSeq and is a predicted model, not a curated record. Gene Ontology annotation, molecular function: protein binding. NCBI's taxonomy places the organism in Eukaryota, Metazoa, Chordata, Actinopteri, Syngnathiformes, Syngnathidae. Gene Ontology annotation, biological process: intracellular signal transduction; positive regulation of protein catabolic process; protein ubiquitination.